CAGACCUAGAGACAUUUGCGUACAAGUUCAUGGACUUUCAUGUCAGCCGUUAGCGGUCAAAUGUCAAGUGCAGUCAUGUCGUCCAAAGUGGCCGUGGUGACCGGAGCCAACAAGGGAAUAGGGUUCAGCAUCGUUAAGGGCCUGUGUCAGAGGUUCGAGGGCGUCGUAUACUUGACGUCUAGAGACGAGGCCCGAGGGCGUGCCGCAGUCGCCGAGCUCAACAAACUCGGCCUCAAGCCCGAGUACCACCAGUUAGACGUCGUGGACCGACUCAGCGUGGCGCGGUUCGCCGACCACCUGCGCCGGCGCCACGGCGGCAUCGAUCUUCUCGUCAACAAUGCCGCCAUCGCCAACAGCGUCCACCUCUACAACUCCUACGAGGAGAACCAGGAAAUCGUCCAAAUCAAUUACAAGAGUAUUCUCUUGAUGCACGAACUCAUCUUCCCGCUGGUCCGAGACGGAGGGAGGAUCCUCAACAUCUCGAGCGACUGCGGACAUCUCUCCAACGUAAGAAAUAAGUACUGGAUCGAUAGAUUGUCCAGUGAAGAUUUAACUAUGAAGGAUAUCAACGAAUUCGUAGAAUGGUUCCUCGACAGCUGCAAAAACGAAACAUUCAAAAGGGAAGAUAUUGCAGACGAGGGCACAGUCGCGGCUUACAGGGUGGCCAAAGUGGCUCUAAGUGCGGCGACUGUGUUGCAGCAGAAGGAGCUCGAGGGGAGAAAUAUAUCUGUGAACUCGCUUCACCCCGGUCUGGUGCGCACCGACAUGACGCUGGGGGUGGGCUUCUACAGUGCAGACGAGGCGGCACAGACGCCGCUUUACUUGCUGCUGGAAGCGCCCACGACUCUCAAGGGCGCUUACAUCUGGUAUGACAGAAGAGUUUUGGAUUGGUACGACUACAAGGCUGAUUAUUAUUUUAAAACAUCCACUCUGAAAGCAUAACUUCGUUCAUAGUAUCAGCAAUUAAUAGUUAUGUGUGUUAAUUCAUUUUG
Molecule: messenger RNA, 992 nt
Organism: Papilio polytes (common Mormon)
Lineage: Eukaryota; Metazoa; Arthropoda; Insecta; Lepidoptera; Papilionidae
Product: carbonyl reductase [NADPH] 3-like
Exons: 1
Coding region: 40-942 (300 amino acids)
Molecular function (GO): carbonyl reductase (NADPH) activity
Source: RefSeq, a predicted model, not a curated record